Molecule: messenger RNA, 2775 nt
Organism: Xenopus laevis (African clawed frog)
Lineage: Eukaryota; Metazoa; Chordata; Amphibia; Anura; Pipidae
Gene: slc13a5.L
Product: solute carrier family 13 member 5 L homeolog
Exons: 13
Coding region: 25-1833 (602 amino acids)
Biological process (GO): transmembrane transport; oxaloacetate transport; succinate transmembrane transport
Cellular component (GO): membrane; plasma membrane
Molecular function (GO): citrate transmembrane transporter activity; succinate transmembrane transporter activity; sodium:dicarboxylate symporter activity
Source: RefSeq, a predicted model, not a curated record
AGGGACACCCACAUCAACUCAUACAUGCCAGAGGCACCAGCAAGCGCUUUAACUCUACACUUCCAAAAGAUUAUGUCUCUGUGUAUGAAAUGGCUGUUAAACUGCAAGAGAUUUUUAAUUUUAUUCAUGACACCCUUGCUGCUGCUGCCACUGCCACUUCUCAUUCAAACAAAGGAAGCCAGCUGUGCCUACGUCAUCAUCCUAAUGGCAGUCUAUUGGUGUACAGAAGUGAUUCCGCUUGCUGUCACUGCACUGCUACCCGUUCUUCUGUUUCCAAUGUUUGGAAUACUGGAAUCCAAAAAGGUAUGCAUGCAGUACCUUAAAGACACCAACAUGCUCUUUGUGGGAGGUCUGAUCGUGGCUGUUGCAGUAGAACAGUGGAACCUACACAAGCGCAUUGCUCUGAAAGUUCUGCUCAUUGUUGGUGUGAGACCUGCUCUACUUAUGUUGGGAUUUAUGGGGGUCACUGCAUUCCUUUCGAUGUGGAUAAGUAACACUGCCACCACAGCCAUGAUGAUUCCUAUUGUUCAGGCUGUUCUGAGUCAGCUCCACACCGCAGAAGAGGAUCCGUCCAUGCUAGAAUCCUUGGAAGGACAGACAAACCCAGCACUUGAGCUGGAGACAAAAAAUGCCAUACCAAUGCAACUUGUUCAGACUGUGAGUAAUGGGCAUGUGCCAGAAGUCCCAGAGGAAGUCCCUGAGAAAGAUGAGAGAAAACAUACCUCGAAGGGAAUGAUGCUUUGUGUUUGUUAUGCUGCAAGUAUUGGAGGAACUGCCACAUUAACAGGGACAGGCCCAAACCUUGUGCUUAAAGGACAAUUUACCCAAAUUUUUCCAAAUAAUGGAGAUAUACUGAACUUUGCAUCGUGGUUCGGGUUUGCAUUUCCCAACAUGGUUAUUAUGUUGUGCUUGAGUUGGUUCUGGCUGCAGUUUUCCUUUAUAGGAUUCAACUUUAAGAAGACAUGGGGAUGUGGAGCUACGGCCUCCGAAAAAGAACGAGCAGCAUAUAGCGUCAUCCGGGAAGAAUACCGCAAACUGGGACCAAUUUCCUAUGCUGAGUCCAGUGUACUGUUUCUCUUCAUUCUACUGGUGUUGCUUUGGUUUACCAGAGACCCUGGCUUUGUCGUCGGUUGGGCUACCAUCCUCUUCAAUAAAGACAACAUAGAGUAUGUUACUGAUGCUACAGUAGCUGUGUUUGUUGCUUUUCUACUUUUUAUACUACCGGCUACCAAACCAAAGUUUGGCUGUUGUAAAGCAAGAAAUAGCUUUGACCUAGAAGAUUUUGAAGAAGAACAGAAAGACACAUUUUUUUCUGCACCACUACUAACAUGGAAGGUGGUCCAAAAGCAGAUGCCCUGGAGCAUUGUGCUUCUCCUGGGAGGAGGAUUUGCUUUGGCAAAAGGGAGUGAUGCUUCUGGUCUGUCUCAUUGGCUGGGACAACAGAUGACUCCUCUGCACAGCAUUCCACCUUGGGCCAUUGCUAUUAUCUUGUCUCUGAUGAUUGCUGUAUUCACAGAAUGUGCCAGCAAUGUUGCAACUGCAACACUUUUUCUACCUAUCCUUGCAUCCAUGUCCAGAUCCAUUGAGGUUAAUCCGCUGUACAUCAUGAUUCCCUGCACACUCAGCACAUCUUUUGCCUUCAUGCUUCCUGUGGCCACCCCCCCAAAUGCCAUUGUCUUCUCUUAUGGGCAUCUCCGUGUGUCAGAUAUGGUAAAAACAGGCAUUGUCAUGAACAUCAUUGGAAUUAUAUGUACAACAAUAUCUAUCAACACCUGGGGACGUCCCAUGUUCAGCCUUGAUACAUUCCCGCAAUGGGCCAACAGCACAGACUAGAAAGAUACUAUUUCUAUAGACCUACGAGCCACACAGAGGCAUUGCCAUAAUUCUAAAGACCAUAUUAUCAGUGCAUCUGCAGAUAGCACAAAGACUCAAAUCUUUAAUCUUCCAAACCAAGGAAUUCUGCAGAAUUUCUGUACCAGUUCAGUUUAAAAGAACAUGAGAACAAAAUAUGACUAAGAUGACUCUGACACCUUAUAAAAAUGGAUUGCUGCAAUCCUGCAACCGGCUGCAGGGGUUCUGUUUUAUAGCCCCUGUGUAUGUGGAAAAACAUCAAGGAUUUCUCUUUAUAAUGAAACUACAGUGAAAUACAUGCCAAAAAAAGAUCAAAGAACCAGUGUUCUGUUCAGUACCAUUGACCUGGAUCAUCAUCUGCAAUCUAUGCAACAGACUGCUUCUUAUGGAACAGCCCCACAAUUAAUAGAAUAAACAAUAGCCAUGCUGAUGUUCUUCUAGGUGGAACAGAGGUGUUCUGGUUUCAGAGAACCUCCGAUUAGUUUGUAAAUGAAACUAUGCAUUGGUAUUGUUAUAUUUGUUUGUCAUGUCUCAUCAAGGAAACAACUAGGUGAAUAUGGAAACCCAACUAGAGAGUGAGAUUCCAACACAUAUAAUGAGAUGGGGUUAAUUACCAUUACAAAAAAAUAAAUAAUGAACAGUGCAAAAGUGCUUAGAAUAGCACCCUCAUUCAUGUUAUAUUCACUUAUCUGUACGGUUUACUUAUCCUUUAAAUCUAUUGACUGCUGUUAAAUCUAAAACUAUUUACAAUGUUUUAAGUUUGAUUAUAUUUUGGUCAUGAAGCCAUAUGGGAGUACCAUUCAGAUUUAUUAUGCUAGACAGAAUAUGCCUGAACUGAUUACCUACCUGGCAGCAUCUCUUGCAUAUCCCAGUCUGCAGCUCUGGUUAAUGGUUAGUCUGAAGUAACUUUUCAGAAGCAUGAGA